AUGGUUCACCGGGAAAGCGAUUUUGCACAUGUAUAUGUUGUUAUUAAUCCACUAAAAAAAAAUGGUUACCUGACGGAGAACGAUCAUUCAAAGAUCAUCGAAAAAUACCUUGUGAACGGAACAAGUGAGUUUGAUAAUAGAACGCAGCAUAAAGAAUCGAACAAUCUUGCAGAAAGCGGCUUGUUUGACGCCAGAAAACUCAUCUUUCUGUUUUCUCAAACAGACGUUCUGCCAUCAAUGGAUUUUUUCGAACAGUUGCAACAAUAUGAGGUGAGUGCUUGUCCGGUUGAAAUGUGAGUUGAGAAUUGAAGAUGAAUGAACUGGACCACGAAAACAAAUUGCAACUGGUCCGCAAGUCCCGGGCACGGUCUCUUGCCUCAGAUGGUGAACAAAUCAUGUUCAACGAGCGAACCUUUUGUCCAAUGGUUUUGACAGUGUCUCGAAUGUCGUCCUUCAUUGUUGAGAACGUAAGACACAAACAACUUUUUUGACAAAAGGUGACAAUGCCGUUCAGCACUUCGGUUCACCUAAAACUGGUUUCGGAUUUGUACGCAAAGUUAAAUCGCUUGAUCAAAUGACUGAUUGUUCGGGAGAUAAGUUGCAGUCGUGCUAUAAGGUCUUGGUUGAACACAGAAGAGCACUGCAAAACGUGCUCACGAUUGUUGACAUUGAAGUAAAAAAGUAAAAUACAGAGACCCACAAAAACAAUAAUUAUUUUAGGCUGUUUCUUAUGAACAACUUGUAGCAUGCUUGAGCGACAUCUGCAUAGUACAACCACCGAAGAUACGAUUUGAAGCUGGCCGUGCUCCUCAUUUUGACAAAACCAAUUUCUCAAAGAACGACAAAGUUAUUGAGAUGAUUUUGAAGUCAGACUUGAUUGAGAGUAAAAAUUCAACUGUCACGAGAAUUUUUUACAAUCACAAAGGGGAUUUGACACCACAAGAUUUAUCGAGAUGGAUUUCAAAGUGCGAGGUGAGCUUUCCGUAAUACGACCCGGGGUCAGUUAAUAUCGUGUUGCAGACUUACACUGUCAGUCACGAGCAUAUAAUGAUGAAGACCAAGCUCGACGAGAACGGAAAUGUCUUGAGAGAGAAAGAUGGUAACGAUUGGCGUCCAUUGAAGAUGGAAGGAGUCGCAGUGAGAGCUACCAUUAUUGUUUCCGUAACUUUUGAUGAUGGCGUUGAUACUGAAAUAGUAGUUAUAUAUCCUAAAAUGCGCAGAAAAUGAUUACAUAUUCAGGUGCUCGACAUGACCACGUUUCGCAUUGUCAAGUUGAUCACUAAUAAUAGGGUCAAUGUCGACGAGACGAUUCAGUUCAUGAUACCAUUCACAUUCAAAAUCGUGGACAAUAACAAUAUCGAGUUGAGCAUGGAAGUUAGUAGUAAUUGUGGAGAAGAGGAGGAUCGACUUCUUCAAAGUGGGGCGGCGACAUCGAGUGCAACAUACGAAAAAGUGAAUUUGCUAAAUUUAGAAAUAAUUUCGAACAUGUCAAUAGUUUGUUUCGGUUCCCCAAUCGUUUGCCAAAACGACCCCGGGCCGUUUUCCGAAAAAAUGCAUCCGCGCUCUAUCGAACUUGCGUUUCGAGACCCAAACUACAGUAAUCUGGAAAAUUGCCCCAAAUUUGGCCUAAUGUGUUGCCUCAUUGCCAUGGCAACCAUUUUUUCAUUUUCUCCCGUUUGUUCUAUUUGACCCCUCAUGAGUUUGCCAAAACGACCCCGGGCCGUUUUCCUGGGUCGAUCCCAAAACGACCCCGGGCCAUUUUCCUGGGUCGAUCCUAAAACGACCCCGCGUCGUUUUCCAAAAAAAUGCAACCGCGCUCUAUUGAACUUUCGUUUCGAGACCCUAACUACAGUAAUCUGAAAAUUGCCCCAAAUUUGGCCUAAAGUGUUGCCUCAUUGCCAUGGCAACCAUUUUUUCCUUUUCUCCCGUUUGUCCUAUUUGACCCCUCCCAGCUUUCCCAAAACGACCCCGCGUCGUUUUCCAAAAAAAUGCAACCGCGCUCUAUUGAACUUUCGUUUCGAGACCCUAACUACAGUAAUCUGGAAAAUUGCCCCAAAUUUGGCCUAAAGUGUUGCCUCAUUGCCAUGGCAACCAUUUUUUCAUUUUCUCCCGUUUGUCCUAUUUGACCCCUCCCAGCUUUCCCAAAACGACCCCGGGCCGUUUUCCUGGGUCGAUCCCAAAACGACCCCGGGCCGUUUUCCAAAAAAAUGCAUCCGCGCUCUAUUGAACUUUCGUUUCGAGACCCUAACUACAGUAAUCUGGAAAAUCCCAAAAAUUUGGCCUAAAGUGUUGCCUCAUUGCCAUGGCAACCAUUUUUUCAUUUUCUCCCGUUUGUCCCAUUCGACCCCUCAUGAGUUUGCCAAAACGACCCCGGGUCGUUUUCCUGGGUCGAUCCCAAAACGACCCCGGGCCGAAAUUUUCCAAAAAAUGCACGACCCCUGUCACGUUUACAAACCGACCCCGGGUCGUUUUUAUGAGACAUACCAAAAUUGGCCCCGGGUCGUUUUUAUGAGACAUACCAAAAUUGGCCCCGGGUCGUUUUUGAGGCAUACCAAAAUUGGCCCCGGGUCGUUUUUUUGAGGCAUACCAAAAUUGGCCCCGGGUCGUUUUUAUGAGACAUAUCAAAAUUGACCCCGGGUCGUUUUUUUGAGGCAUACCAAAAUUGGCCCCGGGUCGUUUUUUUGAGGCAUACCAAAAUUGGCCCCGGGUCGUUUUUAUGAGACAUAUCAAAAUUGACCCCGGGUCGUUUUUUUGAGGCAUACCAAAAUUGGCCCCGGGUCGUUUUUAUGAGACAUAUCAAAACACCUUUCUUGUAGUAGUUUUCAAUUUUCAAAAGAAAUUGACACCGAGUUGUUUCAUACGCGUGCUCAGCAUUCCUCUAUUAUUUAUAUAUAAUUUUUAGGUCAUAAUGUCGCAAACAUUGUCGCAGGAAUUCGAAGAACAAUACAAUAGGAUGCAAAAGGAAGUACAGUCUUUUCCAACUGCUACGGAUUCUGUUGUUGAAGCAGAGGAAGUACGGUCUUCUCCAACUACUACGGAUUCUGUUGUUGAAAAGGAGAACGUGGUUGUGGGUGAUGAAGAGCCGAAAGAAGAUGAGGAGCCGAAGGAAGAUGAUGAGCUGGAAGAAGAUGAUGAUCUGGAAGAAGAUGACGAGAAAGAUGAAGAUGACGAGAAAGAUGAAGAUGGCGAGAAAGAUGAAGAAGAGGAAAAGACGGAGGUACGCAUUUUAAUAAACCAAAUUGUGACCUGAGAGUUUUAAAUCGACCCGGGGUCGAUUGUAUAGCGUAGAUAUUUCACAACAACUUAAUCAUCAUUAUAAUCAUUGUAGGCUGGUGGCCACGAAUCCGACAACCAUAAUAUGGAUAUUGAGGAGGAGAAAGAUGAGAAGAAAGAGAAAGACACAAAAAGUGUUGUUAUGAAACCACUACACACUGAUUCACUUCAGGUAAGCAAAAAAAAAGGCAUUGCUCGGAAAAAAAUAUACCGAUUUUUCAGAAGAUUGAAGAGAAUUUCACUGUGAGACAACUACACGCACAUCAAAUCCGUGGAUGCAUAUUAAGACCCAUCAGUAUCAAACAAACUAAGAUACUUGAUGGCAUCCCGGUUGAGACGCUAUUCGACGAGCAGCUGGCCUCGGUACCGAUUUUCAUCAAAUGUGCUGACAAGUCGCCUAGAAUCAUCGUCUGUGAAGGAAAUCACCGCGUCUCGUCUGUCCUCCGAAGAGAGCCUAGUGAUGAAUCGUUCAAGGUGGAAACUGUGACCAUCUCUGAAGGCGACUUUGAAGCGACAUUUGAGAAAGCUGUCGACCUUCGUGGAGCGUCUGAUGGAGUGAAUCAAAAGUGCGGACUCGAUGCAAUCCCAUGGAUUGUCGCGUCGUUCGUACAGCAAGUUUUCACGAGCGAACGUCUUCGAACAGAAAAUAGUUACUCGGCAAAAGACAGAGCGCUGAAUCUAUACGAGAUUCUCAAAGCCAGAGUAUCCGAGGAGGAGAUUGAUUUGUUGCGAGAGAACACUCGCAUUCGAAACAAGCUCUACGAGCAGCUGGUCAAAGAGAAGCUGGCGCUGAAAUCAACACAGUCUCAGACUGAACGAUCUGGACUUUACGUGUUUCUCAGUGCUCCAAAUACACGGACGCUGUUCAUGAAACAUUUUUCCAACCUUCCCACCAAGGAAAAGUGCCACUCACACAUCUUCGCCGCUUCGUUGAAAAAUGAUCGUAGAACUGCGAAGCUCAUCCACGACUGCGCGAAAGAACACAUUUCUAAAAUGGUGUUCCUGCAAAAAAUGAAGGAUCUGAAGACUGGAUGGGAAGAUAAGGAGAAGGAUGUUGCGGAAGCAAGUGAAAAGAACCCGCAUGGCUUGCACGUAUGGAAGAAGGUUGCUAGUGUGGAGGAAGGCGCGAUCUUGAUUGUAUCGCGAGAGGUAAGUAUAACUCUAAAAAUUGACGACCUUUUGAAAACGGUCCAGGGUCGAGCUGAAAUGAUGUUUAUUUUUUUCCAGAUCCCAAAGCCCGAACAGUUGCUGCUCAAAGAUGCCAGUCUCGUGGUAAUGGAUCCACCGCAGACCGUUGAUUUUUUGCUGGAGGCUUCCAAGUUUGCUGACGGCAACGUCAUGCGACGUGGGAUGUUCCGCAAAUCCGAAUUCGUGGCAGUGGGAAAACUCUUCAAACAUGGCGAUCAUUUCUGCACUUCGACGAUCAACACGAUGAUAAGUCGUCUUACUGAGUCAACGGAAAGCCGCAAACGCAAAUUGACGGAAAGUGGAGGAAAGAAGAAAGGUGCUGGAAAGAAGCCGAAAUACGUCGUUGGCACAGUCAAGGGAUAUGAGCCACUUUAAACUUAAUAAUUCUGUUGACGUUUUCCCUUUUUAAUAAUUGUGCUCUCUUUUUGUUAAACCCUCUUUGAUCACUUGUUUUUUAUAUAUUAUAGGGGCACCGAACAGAAAGGGCGCUCUAUUGAGCAACUUUUUUGCAGUGCACAUUUUGCGGCCUCGGGGCCGAGUUUGAAAAGUUAGGCCACAUUUUCAGUGGAAAAUUACUUUGAAAAUUAAUUCGGCCAGAUUGCAAACAGAGCGCCCUUUCUAUUCGGUGCCCCUAUAAUACUAGCCUCUACUAUGUCCAAUGCAGCACCGCCGUAGUUUUCUUUUGAAAUUCUCUUUAGAGUUUCAACUGUAAUGAAAUAAUUUGUUCCAUCUGUCAGCGUAUUGAAACCUCGGCAAAGCGCAUCUAUUUUGCGGUAGUUAAAAAAUGACCCCUAAUAGUGUUGUGAAAACGACCCCGGGUGGAAAUGAGUGUGUCGAUGCAAAUCUGCUCUGCUGAACUCUCUUCGAGACCCAAUCUACAGUAGUCCCCUGAAAUUCGAAAUUGUGGCCUAAAGGUGAGGCAAACUCUCCUUUCUUUGUUUCUAUGUUCUAGUUCUCCCGGCCGCCCUUUUAGACGACCCUUCUCGGUUUUUUGGAAACGACCCUUCCCGGUUUUUUGGAAACGACCCCUUAUUGUCUUACUGUUACAUACAAAGAAGCUUACAAUUUGAAAUUGACCCCGGGUCGAUUUUGAGGCAUACUGAAAUUGACCCCGGGUCAAUUUCGUGAAUAUACCAAAAUUGACCCCAGGUCGUUUUUAUGAGACAUAUCAAAAUUGACCCCGGGUCGUUUUAAUGAGACAUAUCAAAAUUGAUCUGAGAUUAAUGACAAACUCCUCAUUUUCCUGAAUGUCAUGUAAUCGUACGAAAUCUUAUUAUGGCGAACCUCGAAACUCGUGUUUAAUUUUUAAAAUGUCUGAUUAUAUUUUGGUAUUCUACGAAUUGGCCUCUUAUCUUCUAUUCGUUCUCUUUUGUUCUUAUCGUCAAAUUUCAGAUCCCCGUAUAAGUUAUCAUUCAAUGAACAUGCCAUCUGCGAAGCGUAGUUCCGACCCCGAUCCUGACUGUGGUGGACCAUCGAAAAAAACGGCUCGAAAAGUUACUGCGCCACAGACUCUCGUGAAUGGAACCAUCUACUUUACGCCCGUAACAAAAUAUUUGUUGGUCCUACAGUUGGAACUGAAAUUCCUUUUUUAGAUAGGUGGCAUAACGGUCCCAUUGCAAGAAUAUGAGGGUUCCAUUUCACUCGGCGAUUUAUUGUCGAUAAUUAAGCCUGUUUCAUCUCUUCAUUUGACAUUCCUUCUAGACUGGGCAUUUCUAUUCUCGUAAGUGGUCUCUCCUAGUUGAUGUUAUUUCACAAACUUUUUUCAGCUCUUACCCUUAUUCGUGUAAAAAUAAUCCGAUGACGAUAGUGGUCGGCGAGAAAGACGCAAAGUCAGAAAUCAUGCAAGAAAUUGCUCAUUUACACAGCAACGUCAAAAUAAUCGGUGCCCCUCUACCGUUUCCUUAUGGCACGCAUCACACGAAACUAUCAAUGUUUGAAAGUGAUGACGGCCGUGUGCAUGUGAUAGUUUCGACGGCAAAUUUGAAUUCCGACGAGUGGGAAUUCAAAACUCAACAAUUCUAUUAUGCUUUCGGUUUUACACGAGCUUCGGAAGAGGAGACGGACAAGUGCGGUCCCUCGUGUUUCUUGUGCACUAUACUCGUGUUUUUUAGGUCCUUAUUCCAAGCGGACCUCAUAGAAUACUUUGGGCAAUAUCGUUGUCUUCUUGAAGAAUGGAGAAAUCUAGUAAAACGUACGGACUUUAGCGUCGUGGCGGACAGAUUGAUAUUCUCGACCCCUGGUAUUCAUAAAGGAGUUGCAGUCCAGAGGUUAGGACAUCCGCGGCUGCGGACAAUCCUUUCUGAAAUGAUUCCUCGUCGUUCUACGCCAGUCACACACCUGCGCGAGAGAUGCUCUUACGUUUCACAGUGCAGCUCCAUUGGGUCGUUGGGACCGGCGCCUAUCUCUUGGUUUAGAGGUCAAUUCCUCGAAAGUUUGGAGGGAGAGAACCCGUCUCCAAAACAGGCUCCUGCCAAAAUGCAUGUGAUUUUCCCGGCUGUUGCUGACGUCCGACUAAGUUGUCAAGGAUACAUUGGCGGAUGCUCAAUAACGUAUCGCAG
Molecule: messenger RNA, 7019 nt
Organism: Caenorhabditis sp. 36 PRJEB53466
Lineage: Eukaryota; Metazoa; Nematoda; Chromadorea; Rhabditida; Rhabditidae
Source: the annotation of a GenBank genome assembly